UCUUUAGCACACACCUUUCUGUGACAUAUUUCUGCACAGCACAGUUUGGCCUCGUUGGGUAGGAGACACAAAAUGGUACACCCUGCCCCAGACCGUCCAGCUCGGCAAUGGAAAUGAGCCACAAGAGACACCCUACACACGUUUCUGCUGAAGGAAGUUUUCGAAAACGAAAGCAGGACAUUUCGCACACGCAACAAAAAAGGGAGGAAAGGGAUGGUAACCCGUCCUCAGCUGUGAUGUUGGCAUUUAAAACAUUUCAGCAGGAGCUAGACACUAAGCAUGAUAAGUAUGAGAGACUGGUGAAACUGAGUCGUGACAUUACCAUCGAAAGCAAACGGACCAUUUUUCUUCUUCAUAGAGUUACUAGCGUUCCUGAUGUAGGGGAAGUGCUGGCUGAAUCUGAAGACAAGUUGGAUGGCGUAAAACUGAAGAUUAAGCUGAUAGCUCUGGAGCUCAUAGGGGAAGACCUGUACCAGUACCACCGAGCCUUCACUCCAGGGAUUCAGGAGUAUGUGGAGGCAGUAUCUUUCCAGCAUUUUAUCAAAGAACGUUCAUUGAUUAGCCUCGAGCAAAUCAAUAAGGACUUGAUUUUCACUGAAGAUAAACAAAAUGAAGAAUCUGAGGGUCUAUCCAGUGAUUCCCAGGAUGGGAAAGACAAAACCGUCUGCUUCCAGGUGACUCCAACAGACUACCUCUUAGGAGUAGCGGAUCUGACUGGAGAGCUGAUGCGCAUGUGCAUUAGCAGUGUCGGCAACGGGGAUAUAGAUACACCCUUCGAGCUCAGUCAGUUCCUGCGCCAGGUCUACGAUGGCUUCUCCUACAUCGGCAACACCGGACCGUAUGAAGUCUCAAAGAAGCUGUACACUUUGAAGCAAAGCCUGGGGAAAGUAGAGGAUGCCUGCUAUGCUUUGAAAGUGAGGGGCUCCGAGAUCCCGAAACACAUGCUAGCUGAUGUGUUUUCUACCAGAGCUGCUCUGAUUGAGUCAGAUGAAGGAAUUUCCUAAAUAUUGUAUACUGUACUGCCUGACAGUUGAUUAGUUUUGGUUUGACAUAGAUACUGCCUUUUUCCAAAACUUUAGCAAAAUCUUGAAAUAUUUAGGGUCAUUUUUUUAGGGCCCUCAAUCAAAAUGCAGUACUCUGGAUUGAUCUAUUAAAGUUUAAUAUUCAUUAAAAAAAAAAAAAACUGCCUACACUGUUAAAACCCAACAAUAGUCCAGAAUAAUUUGACUCUCUCACUUUUUGUAAUUUACUAAAACCAGAAUUAAAAUAAUAUUUUGCAAACAACUGGAAGCUUUAUAAUUAGGGCCCACUGUAUCAUCACUUAGAAAACCCUCAUCAGCUAUUAGUUUGACCAUGGUUAUACAAGUCUUAAGCAUGUAACAGAGUAUUUUGUUAAACGUUUACCGAAAAUGUACUGUUUUAUGAGGAUCAUUAUUGCUUCUUUAGACAUUGCGCACCUGGGUUCAUUAACUCUGGAUGUGAAUAAUGAAGGGAAAAUGUAACAAAGUGUACUUUGGUAAAUUAAAAAGUAUAAAACAACAGUUUGGUACAACCUGUUUAAUCUGUUGGACAUAGUUUUCAGUUUACAAAAACAAUACAAAUACACCAUUUACUUUCCAAAUUCUAUUUUAAUAUUUGUUGCUACCCUUCACCUUGCUUUUUAUGAAUUUGAUUGCUUCAAUACUGACAUUUUAAUUAUUUUGUCUCUAGCAGUCAGUAAGUCUUUUCAUGGUUUAAUUAUUAUUUUUUUUUUGAUAGUUCAUAGACAUCUCUUGCUUCCUGAUCCCAGAAAAACCAUGCAAGACUUCAGCCUUUUUAACUUGACUGGUUCCACCUGUUUCAUAAAUACAUGUGUCACAAAAUACAUAAACCACAUGUGAAGGACAAAAGGGUUCAAGGAGGGUAUUGUGUGCAGGCAAAAAUAGCUGGAUAACUCCUUCACACAAUGGGAGAUUGUGUUUGAAUUUAGCAAAGAUGCCCGUUUUGACCUGUGCAAAUAAUGUUAAUAUGAUUUAAGGUCAAGGUGACUUAAGGCUUUGAGCAUCUCACUUUGAUCCACCAACUGGAAUGACCGAAUACCAAAGAACUGAUGGGGCCAAGAGGUAUGAGUAAUUGCAGGCUUACACUUGGCCAGAUAACUAAUCUCAAAAGCAGAUGACAGCCAUCGAGAAAAAUUGAGCCACAAUAUGUUUCCUGAUUAUUCUGCCUUCUUCGUCCCAAUGAUCAUGCCAGGUAAUUUUAAGGUGAGAUGAAAACCGCAGACUGCAUACGGUAGGACGCUUCAUGGGGUGACAGCAGAUAAGAAAUAUUAGAAUUGGAAAAUACAAUCGGAUGUGAAUGUUUUGAAAGUACACUCCUAGGUAAACUUUACAUGUUUUGUGAUUGGAGUAUGUUGCCUUUCAUUGUUUAAAAAUAUUCUGUAACUUAAUAUACUGUUUUACUUGAUUGUAGAAUUAUUAUUAUUUUUUUUAAUAUCUAAGCUUUCCAUGAACACUAAAGGGCAAAAUAAAACCAAUAAAAAAUGUUUGUUUAAA
Polyodon spathula (Mississippi paddlefish) is the source of this 2534-nucleotide messenger RNA. RefSeq names its product translin-associated factor X (gene tsnax). Gene Ontology annotation, molecular function: sequence-specific DNA binding; RNA endonuclease activity; RNA binding. NCBI's taxonomy places the organism in Eukaryota, Metazoa, Chordata, Actinopteri, Acipenseriformes, Polyodontidae. The coding region runs from base 108 to 1004 and encodes 298 amino acids. Gene Ontology annotation, cellular component: nucleus; cytoplasm. The record is from RefSeq and is a predicted model, not a curated record. The transcript has 6 exons.